GAACGACUCAUCCAAAACUGACACAGUAAUGUCCUGCUUUGAACAAAAGAAGAAGUGGCAGAGACAAUCCCCCUCUCCCUCCCUCCCUCCCUCCCUCUUCAAAAGCCGAGCACAGCAUGGGCGGUCUCCUUUUUAGAUCUCAGAAAGAGAAACAGCCUGCUCUCAUCCCACCAGAGAUGGAAGAAGAAUCUGGUCACAAUGCCUAGGAAUCCUCAUCUCAGGCUGCCUGCCCUUGUCACCGCUCAAACGCUGCUGCCAAAUACCGUCUGAUUCCCUUCUCUGGCCUAGCGAGCUAUUUCCUUGUUACUCCUGUCAUAGGGUUUCUUAAUUCGGAGGCCGGCAACCCCCAACAGAGUUGAUCAGAGGUUGUGGCCGGCAUUCGUUGAUGUAAUCUCGGCCUCCUGUCAGCCUCAUGUCUGACAUUUGAACCACCGAUCUGGUGUGUUCGAACAUCACCCUCUAACGACCUGCCUCCUGCCUUCAACAGCAACUCCUCGACGAUCCUUCGCCUCUGAAUUGAGGAUCAGAUUAGGUUAGGAUGCGUCCUUUGUUCAUGCUUCGGUUGGUUCUUGUUCCCUAAGUCGAGUGCUUGUUGCAGAUGGUUGUGGAUGUCUGAGGCGAGGAAUGGGGGCGGGUGGCGGGGAGGAGAUGGUGCCGUGGGAGAGGGCGGAGGAGAGCCUGGAGGUGGCGUCGGAGUCCGGCGGGGGUGGGAAGAUGGAGAAGAUAGUUGUUUCGGUGCGGCUGCGGCCCUUGAGCGAAAAGGAAGUGGCGGAGAACGAUCCGUCGGAUUGGGAGUGCAUCAACGACACCACCGUUAUUUUCAGGGAGAGCCUUUUGGAACGGUCCAUAAAUCCUACUGCUUAUACGUUUGACAAAGUAUUUCCAAGUGAUUGCACCACAAAGCAAGUAUACGAGGAAGGCGCUAAAGAAGUUGCUCUUUCUGUAGUUACUGGCAUUAACUCUACUGUUUUUGCUUAUGGGCAAACAUGCAGCGGGAAAACAUACACAAUGACUGGUAUAACUGAGUAUACCGCACAAGAUAUAUAUGAAUACAUACAUAAGCACGAGGAGAGAGCAUUUGUGCUGAAGUUUUCAGCAAUAGAGAUAUACAAUGAAGCUGUGAAAGAUCUACUCAGCACAGAUUCUGCUCCCCUUAGACUUUUAGACGAUCCAGAGAAAGGAACUGUAAUCGAAAAACUAACAGAGGAAACCUUAAGGGACUGGAACCACCUUAAGGCUCUCAUUUCUGUGUGUGAAGCUCAGAGAAAGAUUGGGGAGACCUCUCUAAAUGAAACAAGUUCCAGAUCUCAUCAAAUUCUUAGAUUGACUAUUGAAAGUUCUGCUAGGGAAUUUUUGGGCAAGGACAACUCAAGCACACUUGUGGCUAGUGUGAAUUUUGUUGAUCUGGGAGGGAGUGAACGUGCAUCCCAGGCAUUAUCUGCUGGUACUAGGCUGAAAGAGGGUUGCCACAUAAAUCGAAGCUUACUAACCCUUGGAACUGUUAUUCGCAAGUUGAGCAAGGGAAGAAAUGGGCACAUUCCAUAUCGGGAUUCAAAACUCACACGAAUAUUGCAACCAUCCUUGGGGGGUAAUGCAAGAACUGCUAUUAUUUGCACAAUGAGCCCUGCAAGAAGCCAUAUUGAGCAAUCCAGAAACACACUUCUAUUUGCAAGCUGUGCAAAAGAAGUAGCUACUAAUGCACAGGUAAAUAUAGUUAUGUCUGAUAAGGCAUUGGUUAAGCAGUUGCAGAAAGAAGUUGCCAGAUUGGAGUGCGAAUUGAGAUAUCCAGGAAUAUCUCCAAGGGUGGAAGCCUUGUUGAGAGAGAAGGAUGCUCAAAUCAAAAAGAUGGAGAAUGAGAUCAAGGAGUUGAUCAAGCAACGUGAUCUAGGUCAAUCUCGACAGGAGGGUUUGCUGGAAGUUGUUGGCAAGGAUCACUUCUCAAGCCAAUGGGGUGACUUGAGCCAAACGUCAUUACUCAAUUUACCUCAUUCAUGUGAUGAUUUGCUUUUGGUGUCUGAGCCUUUAGACAUUGCUGAUCACAGUCUAGAUUUUGCCUCCACACAAUUUGUGACAUCACACAAUCAGCACUACCUGCAAACACACAACCAGGAUGCUCUAUCACCAAGGCACUCAGUGGCAAAUCGCAAGUUUAUUGGGUCAACUGAAGAUCAAGGUGAGGAAGAGAUUGAUAAAAGCCUCUGUGAACGAUUUGAGGAAAAUUGUGAGGAAGUCAUCUGUAUUGAGAUGAAUGGGACAUGUAGAAGUGAAGAUUCAAGUUCCUUGUUAACUGAAGGAAGAAAUAGUCUUCAACACCCGAGUACAGUUUCCUCAGGACAUAUAGAUGGAAAUCAUAAAGCUGGGGAACGGAGGGAUCUGGGAUCACCAAGUGCUGAUCCCAUCACAUUGGAGCAACAUCUUCACAAUGUUAGGAAGACACUGAUAAGUCUUGUCAAGGAAUAUCCUGAUGAAUCAUCUCCAUUGUCCUCAUGGCAAGAUUCAAGCUUUAGAAGUUUUCCAUUGGGUAGAAGUAGAAGUUGUAGAUCAACACUCAUGAGCUCUUCAUCUUGGCUUCAAGAAGAUGGUACACCACCUAGCACAUCUCUAAAAGAAUUCCGUGGAAGGCCUGAAGGAUUUCAAAACAAACUAUUUUCUUCAAAUUUUGGUGCCAAAAUAAAAAAACUGUCAGCAAGGGUAUUUCAAAAUUCUGAAGAUAGCAAAUCUUUUGAUGCACAGAAACAAACAACUAGCAGAUUUGAUGAUUAUGUAGAGCCAGAGAUGGCUCAAGUUCAUCACCGGAAACAAUUUUUCAUUGAUCAGGGGACUGAACAGAAUGUAUUUGAAGACUUUGGAAAUGAGGGUACCACCAAGGAUAUUGGUCUGGAACCAACUCUAGAUGUGCUGCAAUCGCCUUCAGUAUGGUCUCUGGAGUUUGAGAAGAAGCAGCAAGAGAUAAUUAAGCUCUGGCAUGAUUGUAAUGUAUCCUUGGUUCACAGGACUUACUUUUACAUGCUCUUCAAAGGUGAUCCAACAGACUCGAUUUACAUGGAAGUGGAACUAAGGAGGCUAUCCUUUUUAAAGAGCAAUUUAUCUCUGGGAAAUGCUGAUAAAACAGCAGAACUCGGUCAGAGUUCCACAUAUGCGUCAAGUUUGAAAUUGCUACGGCGUGAAAGAGACAUGCUUUGCAGGGAGAUGCAGAAGAGUUUGUGUGCUGCUGAAAGAGAGAGCCUGUACAUAAAGUGGGGAAUUGCAUUGAGCUCGAAACAGAGAAGGCUACAGCUUGCUCGGAGCCUGUGGUCCGACCGCAAGGACCUGGAGCAUGUAAGAGAGAGUGCGUCUGUUGUGGCAAGAGUGAUAGGACUCUUUGAACAAGGGCAGGCCCUCAAGGAGAUGUUUGGGCUUACAUUCUCACCUCAACGAUCUAACCGCAGGUUCCACAAUUGGAUACAUGCGUUGUCCCAUCGGAAGUAAAAGGAACGUGCACCUUGGCCACUCAUUAUCUUCUGCAACAUGGAAUCAACGGAUAAUAUCUUCUUUUUCCUAACCUUUUUCACCACAUCAUGAUUCUUUAGCUUUGAUUUGAUAGACGAGGCUUAGUUGCAGUUAGCCAGCCAUCUAAUUACGAUGUAUGUUUAAUGCUAUUCUCUGCUGUUGCUUGUUCUUUCACCAGCAGCAGGUUUGUAAUGGUGCCCUGAGAACCGUGAAAAUGGUCUCCUUGUUUAGU
Messenger RNA from Musa acuminata subsp. malaccensis (wild Malaysian banana), 3721 nucleotides. RefSeq names its product kinesin-like protein KIN-7F. Gene Ontology annotation, biological process: microtubule-based movement. NCBI's taxonomy places the organism in Eukaryota, Viridiplantae, Streptophyta, Magnoliopsida, Zingiberales, Musaceae. Gene Ontology annotation, molecular function: microtubule binding; microtubule motor activity; ATP binding. The record is from RefSeq and is a predicted model, not a curated record.